This is a messenger RNA of Dimorphilus gyrociliatus, 805 nucleotides long. The record is from the annotation of a GenBank genome assembly. NCBI's taxonomy places the organism in Eukaryota, Metazoa, Annelida, Polychaeta, Dinophilidae.
AAUGGUCCCUACCAAGGAACAGACUGAGGAGGAAGAAGAUGAUGACAACUAUGAUGAUAUGGAAGAUGGAAGAAAGACACCCUACUCCAGAGCUCCAGACAAACCCAGAUGGGUACAAGUCACAAAGAGCCAGACUGCACCUGAUGCAAAUGGUUUUAAAGGUUCUCUAAGUGACAAGGAAAAAGCCCUGACUAGAGCUAUGAGUAAAACUUACAGUUCUAUUCACCAGAUUGAGAGACUUAAGGAAUAUAACCCUUGGACCAAAAAGGCCAUGGAUAUGAUGGACUCAAUUAGAAUCACAGGAGGUCCCAUCACUGGGGAAAGACUCAACCAACUACAUGAAAUAGCCAAUACUUGUGCUAGAGAAACAAAUAGAGUGGUGCUGGAGGAGCUCAAUGAGAGGCUCUCUAAAAUGAGGGACAAGAUAAAAAAUGAUCAGCAAAAUUACAAUCAAUCAGAGGUUAAGAAAGCUAUUGAAGUAGCCAAAACCAGAUCGAUACAAAAAUAUGGCAAAAAGAUUAAUUGGGCCCAACUUAAAGAAAGUGUAUACUUGGUUACCAAAAAUCUAAAAGCUCCCUUAGAUGACUCUUUCAAUAGAGAGCUCCAUGAAAAUUUCAAAGAGCUCCCUACCAUACAGAGAUCCAAGAAACCAGCAGACAAAACCAGACACAAAGAACCUUACAAGAACUCUAAGGAUGAAAUCUCAGAACUAAGAAAGGAAUUGGCAAUCAUGACUGUCUUAUUUAAAGGAAUUACAGAGAAAAUGAGUGCUGAUGAGGAGACUAUGGACCAGGGAAACUCCUAA